Messenger RNA from Cordyceps militaris CM01, 276 nucleotides. RefSeq lists its product as uncharacterized. The record is from RefSeq and is a predicted model, not a curated record. The coding region runs from base 1 to 276 and encodes 91 amino acids. Lineage: Eukaryota; Fungi; Ascomycota; Sordariomycetes; Hypocreales; Cordycipitaceae. The transcript has 5 exons.
AUGAGCCAGAACGGCAAGUGUCACUCACUAGUUACGCAAGAUGAUCCGACUCUUCCCCUCUGCUUCAUCAAUUGGCUUAGGACGACGAUGCUGCGGGAUGACCUUUGGAGACGAUGGGUAGUUUCAGACGAGGUAGUUAACUUGCUCGGUACCAAAGCAGGCAAGAUUAAACAGGCCAUCACGUUUGCAGACACUGUGUUUACAGUUAUCCGUAGUGCUGUGAACAAGAUCAAAUUCAGUGCAUCAGUCGCUGGCGGUAUCACGGCCCCCAUCUAG